GUAGCGGAGAUGCUUAUAGGGGUGUCUGGGGCUGUUGGGGCCGUUAGGGGUGGAGUUUGCAGGUCAAGGGGCAGAGCCAGGGCACAGGGCAGGUGGGAGUCACAGGAACAUAUACAGAGGCAAUGAAGUAGGUUUGGAGGUGGGGCUUAGGCUUGGGGGUGGAGUCAUGGGGGGGUUGGCGAGGCCCCGUCCCCCACUGAAGCCCCGUCCCCAGGUACACGGAGGGGGAGAUCCAGGAGAAGGUGGCCACCUUCCGCCUCAUGCUGCUGGAGAAGGACAUUGGGGGCAAGGACAUCGCCAACCCUGAGGGGCGCCCCACGGUGACGGAGACCCACCAGCUAGCCGAGGCAACGGAGCGCAAGAACGAGCGACUCCGCGCCGCCUUCGGCAUCAGCGACUCCUACGUGGACGGCAGCUCCUUUGACCCCCAGCGCCGGGCACGCCCUGCUCCCCGUCCGCCUGACCCCGUCCCGCCCCACAGCCUGGUGCGAGAGUCCAGCAGCUCCCGGUCUCCAUCCCCCAAGCAAAAGAAGAAGAAAAAGAAGAAAGACAGAGGGAGGUCAGAGAGCCGGUCGCCCUCACGCCGAGAGAGGAAGAAAAGCUCCAAGAAGAAGAAACACCGAUCAGAAUCAGAGUCGAAGAAGAGGAAACACAGGUCCCCAAGCCCCAAGAGCAAGCGCAAGUCCAAGGAGAAGAAGAGGAAGAGGUCCACCAGCGAAUCACAGAAGGGCCGUCGGGAACGCUCGUCUUCGCCCGACUCCUCCGACUCCUCGGAUACCUCCCGCAGCAGGUCCCGAAGCACCACGGCCCAGAAACGGGGGGCCCCAGCCCGGCGGAGUGAGACCCCCCCAGCCCCCUCACGGCGCCGGGGGGAGACCGAGGGCGCCUCCAAGCCCCCUGCUGAGAGGGAGCGGUCGACCACCCCUGAGCCGGCCCGGAGGGGCCGCAGCACCAGCCCCCGGGACAAGCGAGAGAAGCCACUACCCAACCGCCGCUCGGCUUCAUCCCCGCCAGCCCCCAAGUCACGCACGCCCCCAGCCCGCCGCCGCCGCCGCCGCUCGUCCAGCUCCACACCGGCCCCCAAGAGGCGGUCACGCUCCCCAGCCAGGCACCGCCAUCGCAGCCGGUCCCGCUCCAGCCCUGAAGCCCUGAGGAAGUCACGGACACCACCCCCACGGCCCUGGAGGAGCCGCUCUGCCUCGUCCCCUCCACCAGCUACCAGGAGGAAGUCAAGGUCACCACCACGUCGGAGCCGGUCAAAGGAGAAGGGGCACGUGGCUGCUCGCCGCAGUCGGUCCACCUCCUCCCCGGAGCUACGGCAGCAAUCUAGAGCCAAGGCCUCACCGGAGCCCAGGAAGGCGUCCAAGUCCCCAGCUGCCAGGGGCAGAUCCCGGGGAUCUGUGGAGCCCAGGAAGACGUCCAGAUCCCCACUAACAAGGGGCAGAUCUCGGGGAUCUCCAGAGCUCAGGAAAGCUUCAAAGUCUCCGCCUGCCCGGGGUAGGUCAGGGGGGUCUCCAGAGCCUAAGGCCACUUCAAGGUCCCCACCCUCCCGGGGCCACGCAGAUCUGAAGACCUCUAGAUCCCCGCCGGUGCGAGCUCGAUCCAGGGGAUCUCCGGAGCUGAAGAAGCUUUCUCAAUCCCCACCAGCUUGGGGCUGGCCCCGGAGCUCUCCAGAGCCGAAGAAGGCCUCACCAGUGAGGGGGAGAUCCCAGGUUUCUCUGGAGAUGAAGACUAUCUCUAGAUCUCCCCCUACCAGGGGCCGGGUCAGAGGCUCUCCAGAGCUGCCGGCCAUCUCUAGAUCUCCGCCCACAAGAGUCCGAGCGGGUCCCUCUCCAGAUCCAAAGAAGGUUUCUCGGUUCUCUCCGGAGCUGAAGGCAACAUCCAGAUCGCCCCCAAAGGCCCGGCUUGGGGUCUCUCCAGAGCCCAGGAAGGCCUCAAGGGGGUCUCCGGACCUGAAGAAGAUGUCUAGGUCUCCACCGGCACGGGGGAGAUCUCGGUCACCCAGCCAGGCCCAUUCAGGCUCCUCCCCAGAGCUGAGGAUGUCCAGAUCCCCACCUGGGAGGGCACUUUCGCCUGUCAGAGGCCACUGCGGACUCUCUCCAGAGCCCAAGACAACAUCCAAGUCUCCGCCCCCACGGAGCAGGGCUGCAGCCUCUCCAGAGCCCAAGAAGACUUCCCGGUUAUCACCCUCCCGGGGCCGAGCCAGACUAUCUCCAAUCACAAAAGAGAAGUCCAGGUCACCGCUGUCCAGGGGCCGGGCUGGGUCAUCCCCAUUAACGAGGGACAAGUCCAGGUCGCCGUCAUCCAGGUCCCGGGCCAGAUCAUCCCCAGUAAUGAAGGACAAGCCCAAGUCACCCUCCGCGAGGAGCCGAGUGGGAUUGUCCCCGGCAGCUAAGGACAAGUCGAGAUCUCCACCCAUCAGGGGCCAGUCAGGUGCCUCUCCAGAGCCCAAGAAGACUUCUAGGUCCCCACCGUUGAAGGCCUGGGCUGCAGCCUCUCCAGAGGCGAGGAAGGCGUCUCGGUCCCCGACUAUCAGGGCCCAAUCCAGGGCCUCGCCAGAGCUGAAAAAGACAUCCAGGGGCCGGUCGCGGUCACCUCCAGAGCUCAAGAAAACAUCAAGAUCCCCGCCCGGCCGAGCUCGAUUGGGGGCAUCCCCAGAGGUGCCAGGCAGAUCCCCACCUGCCCGGAGCCGCCAGGGGGCUUCUCCGGAGCUGAAGAAAGUCUCAAGGUCCCCGACAGCUUGGGACCGGGGCCGGACAUCUAUAGAAGUGAAGACUACAAGCAGAUCCCCACCCGCCAGGGGUGGUGAAGGUGUCUCUCCAGAGCUGAAGAAAGGGUUGAAGUCUCCAGCAGCACGGGGCUGGGCUGGGACCUCUCCAGACCCCAAGGUGACAUCGAGAUCUCCACCCGCAAGGGGUUGGGCCAGGUCAUCUCCAGAACUGAAGAAGGGUUCGAGGUCUCCAGCGCGGAGCCAAGCCGGGUCAUCUCCAGAGCUGAAGAAGGGUUCAAGGUCUCCAGCGCGGAGCCGAGCCGGGUCGUCUCCAGAGCUGAAGAAGGGUUCGAGGUCUCCAGUGCGGAGCCGAGCUGGGUCAUCUCCAGAGCUCAAGAAGGGAUCGCGGUCUCCGGCACGAAGCCGGGCUGGGUCAUCUCCAGAGCUCAAGAAGGGAUCGCGGUCUCCGGCACGAAGCCGGGCUGGGUCAUCUCCAGACCUGAAGAAGGGAUCAAGGUCUCCGGCGCGAAGCCGGGCUGGGUUGUCUCCAGAUCUGAAGGACAAAUCCAGGUCACCGCCCUCCAGGGGCCAGGCUGGGUCAUCCCCAGUUCGGAGCCGGGCUGGGUCAUCUCCAGAGCUCAAAAAGGGCUCUAGGUCUCCAGUAGUGCGGAGCCGGGCUGGGUCAUCUCCAGAACCCAAGAUAAAGUCAAGAUCACCGGCACGGGGCCAGGCCAGGUCAUCACCAGAGCUGAAGAAGGGUUCCAGGUCCCCGGCUGGACGGGGCCGGGGUGGGUCAUCUCCAGAAUCCAAGAUGGCCUCCAGAUCACCAGCACGGGGCCGGACCGGGUCUUCUCCAGAGCUGAAAAAGGGGUCUAGGUCACCAGGGGUGCGGAGCCGCGCCGGGGCCUCUCCCGAGUUGAAGAUGAAGUCGCGGUCUCCGCCUCCAAGAGGCCGAGGGGGGUCACCUUCAGAGCCCAAGAUGAGGCCGAGCUCUCCACCACCGCGGGGCCGAGCCGGGUCCUCUCCGGAGCCCAAGAUGGCCUCCAGGUCCCCACCCACCCGGGGUAGAUUCAGAGCUUCUCCAGAACUAAAGAAGCUCCCCAGCUCCCCACCCUCCAGGGGCAGGGCCAUGGGGUCUCCGGAGCCCAGGAAGGCAUCUCGCUCGCCCCCCGCCCGGGGCAGGUCAGGGGUCUCUCCGGAAGCCAAGAUGUCAUCCAGAUCUCCGCCUGUGAGAGGCCGGGGCGGGUCCCCCCCAGAGCCCAAGAUGGCCUCCAGGUCCCGGCCCUCGCCUUCGCCUCCUCGCCUCAGCCGUGCCAGCUCAGGGGCCCCCGCCACACCCCGAGGCCCCCUGAGGAGGAGGGGGGCAGCCAGCCCACCAUCGUCCCCGGAGAGCCCCCGGGCCUGUCGGGGCAAACGAGAGGCGUCGGCCAGCCCGGUGCGACCCCGCUCCCGGUCCCCACCGAAGCUGGACGUGUCCCGAGCCCCCCAGGCAGCGGUUCCAGCUCCUCCAGCCACCACCCGGCCCCGGAGCAGCGCUGCCCGGGCCUCCCGGUCCCCCCCCAUCCUGGAGCGCUGCCCCCCUGCCCCCGGCCCUCAAGGUGAUGCCCCCGGUCUGGCAGAGAAGCCCCGGUCCUCCUCAUCCUCUUCCUCCUCAUCCUCCUCGUCCUCCUCCUCCUCCUCGUCCUCGUCUUCCUCCUCCUGCCAGGGGGCCAAGGCAGAGCCCGAGGCCCUGCCCCUGGGCCCAGCCCCACCCCCUGGGCCCUCUGGCUCCUCUUCCUCUUCCUCCUCCUCCUCAUCUUCAUCAUCAUCCUCCUCGUCGUCCUCAUCCUCCUCGGAUUCAGACUCGGACUCCAGCUCCAGCUCGGCCCCGGGCAGCCCGGCCGGACCCCCGGCCCCCAUCACCCAUGCACAGCCGCCCAGCCCCACGCUGAAGGAGCCCGGACGUGAGGGGCGCCCCCCAGAGGUGGCCAAGCGGAAGCGGCACUCCAGCAGCUCCAGCAGCACCUCAUCGUCAUCCUCGUCUUCGUCCUCAUCCUCCUCGUCCUCUUCCUCCUCCUCCUCAUCUUCGUCCUCGUCUUCGUCCUCAUCCUCCUCGGAGCCCUCCCCCAAGGCUGGCACCCAGCCCCCGCCCAAGCCAACCCCUAAGAAAAAGGCCUCACCUGAGCAGAGGAGGUGAGUGGGCAACAGCCUGGAUGCCCGGG
Messenger RNA from Alligator sinensis (Chinese alligator), 4911 nucleotides. Its product is annotated as serine/arginine repetitive matrix protein 2-like. Gene Ontology annotation, molecular function: mRNA binding. The record is from RefSeq and is a predicted model, not a curated record. The coding region runs from base 261 to 4886 and encodes 1541 amino acids. The transcript is spliced from 11 exons. NCBI's taxonomy places the organism in Eukaryota, Metazoa, Chordata, Crocodylia, Alligatoridae.